AGAAAUAAAGCUCUGAACUGUUAGAGCCCAACUCAGACUGAACAGAGACUCUUGCAAAAUGGAUAUUGAUUCGGUUCUGAAGCAUGUCCAGACAUUCUCACUGGUCGUCUACUGUGUGAUUAUAGUGGUUGGGACAGUGGGUAAUGGUCUGGUUAUCUACGUGACCGGCUUCAAGAUGAAGAAAACUGUCAACUCUGUGUGGUUUCUCAACUUGGCUCUGGCCGACUUCCUCUUCACAGCGUUCCUGGUGUUUACAGCAGUUUCUCUCUCUCAGCAGCACCACUGGCCUUUUGGACAGUUCAUGUGCAAACUCAACAACUUUGUGAGCUUGGUCAACAUGUUUGCCAGUGUCUUUUUUCUGACAGCCAUCAGUCUGGAUCGUUGCUUGUCCAUCUGGGUGGUGGUGUGGGCACAAAACAAGCGCACCGUCCUGAAGGCUCAAAUCAUGAGCGCGGCAAUCUGGUUGGCUGCAGGGAUUUUCAGCACACCUUCCGCCUACUUUCGCGAUGUGAUAAACCAUAAUAAUAAGACAUACUGCACUUACCUUCCAAAAGAAGUUGUAUGGCGUCUGAAUAUUGUCCGUUUUCUUAUGGGUUUUCUCAUUCCAUUCCUGGCAAUAUUUCUCACCUCUGUUGCUAUAAUCAUCCGUUCCAGGCAUCUGCAGCGGGCAAGAAAACGGAGAUUUCAUCGCAUCCUUUUCUCUAUUGUUUUGGCAUUCUUCAUCUGCUGGUUGCCCAUUCAUGUUUUGACUUUUGUAGAAGCCAGUGACCAGCGUCUCCAGAAAGUUGUUAUGAUUGGAAGUAGUCUAAGUGUGUGUUUAGCCUUCAUGAACAGUUGCCUGAAUCCCAUCCUCUAUGUUUUCAUGUGUGACGAGUUCCAGAAGAAGCUCAAAAAGUCCCUAUGUUUUGUCCUAGAAAGUGCUCUGGCAGAGGAGCAUUUGUCUUUUGCAUCGUCUCGCUCACUGUCAUCUCACUUUUCACGGAUUUCUCGAAGGUCAGAUUCUGUUGGCCCAGAAGAUAACCGUGUGCAUACGUUGACUGUCACGGAGAGCAUGGUGGCAUAGAGUAAAGGAAAGGCAAUGAAACAAAAUCAAAUGUUCAUACUCUCAUUGAAAUGGCAAGAAAAAUAAAAAAAAGAGCAAGAUAUUGCUGACAUCCAUUUGUGGAUUGAUAUAGACAAUGCCAUGCACCUGUGGAGUGAAAUAAGAAGAAUGCUUGCUGUUAUGAGCGCUUUUUAUGUUUCUUGAAAUGAUUUGUCUUUAUUUUUCACCACUCCUUAUACUAUACCCUUAUACCGUGUGAUCUAUGGCAGAAUAUUUUGAUCUAUGUGACUAUAAAAAUGUAAGGUUGUUGAAAUAAUUAAUGGAAAUAUUAACAUGUCUUGUAUUUUUUUUCUGCAUCUCUGUACUUAAUAAACUGUGAAACUGCAGAUUUUUGUGUGUUUAUCUUUGUAUGUACGUAUCCAUGUAUGACACUGUCAGCUAAGAACAGUUUAGUUGCAAGGCUCAGUUAAAAACAAGGAACAAACAUAAAACACCUUUUCAGUUUAAAGGUGGGCAGACAGAACAUUUGCAUUAUUAUUACUGUCUCUAUGUUUCCCAGACUUCUCUUGGUUUUGAGUCUUUCUUGCAUUGUGUUCUGUUUGUAUACUGCUUAUUAAUUUCUGUCCUCUGUUCAGUUUCUAUUCUGUCAUUCAUUUCCUCUCUCUUUUUUCUGAUUUUACUCUCAGAUGCUUCCUCUCAGCUCAAUAGUCUCAGUUGUUUCUUGUUCUACUCACCAGUUCUCAAUAGUAUUGUUUGGUUAUGACUGGUUCAUAUGUUCAAUCAUAUUCUGAGUAAUUCUACCCACCGUGUUUCUGAUUUGUUUUUGGGUUUAUUUAAUUUCAUGAUAUUCAGUUCUUCAGUUUUUGACCCUCUGGUUUUGUUGUUGUAUGAUGUGGAUGUGUUUUGUACCAUUAAGCAUAUUUAUUUUUACUUCAACUCUUGUCAUUUAAAAAAAGCUAAGUAUUGCUACACUGAAACUAUGAAUGCCUCCAAUAAUAGUCAAAUCAACAGAUAUAACUUAUGUACUACUUCUCAUUUAGUCAUUCUUUUUUAAUGCAAGCUUUCUCCUCUGUCUUUUUCUUUUUAACAUGUAAGCUUCACUAACUGGUGGGAGUAUGUGGCUAUAAAGAGCUUCUGGAAAUAUGUCAAGAUAUUUGGUGAUUAAGUGUAAACCUUAACAAACUAGAUUCUGUUCAUAUGGCAAGGAGAGGAAAUAAAUGUGUUAACACUGCUUACCACAAUUUCCUCUUGCAAGUAGUGAAGCAGACUGAUGGGUACUCUUAAUUUACA
Molecule: messenger RNA, 2332 nt
Organism: Gambusia affinis (western mosquitofish)
Lineage: Eukaryota; Metazoa; Chordata; Actinopteri; Cyprinodontiformes; Poeciliidae
Product: chemokine-like receptor 1
Exons: 2
Coding region: 59-1063 (334 amino acids)
Biological process (GO): positive regulation of cytosolic calcium ion concentration; inflammatory response; complement receptor mediated signaling pathway
Cellular component (GO): plasma membrane
Molecular function (GO): complement receptor activity; G protein-coupled receptor activity
Source: RefSeq, a predicted model, not a curated record